AUGACCAGCAGCUCACGUCACAUGACCCGCAGCUCACGUCACAUGACCAGCAGCUCACGUCACAUGACCCGCAGCUCACGUCACAUGACCAGCAGCUCACGUCACAUGACCCGCAGCUCACGUCACAUGACCAGCAGCUCACGUCACAUGACCCGCAGCCCGCAGCUAAAAGUGAACGCCUUCUGCAGAACCACAGAGACUACUGUUUAA
Knipowitschia caucasica is the source of this 210-nucleotide messenger RNA. The record is from the annotation of a GenBank genome assembly. NCBI's taxonomy places the organism in Eukaryota, Metazoa, Chordata, Actinopteri, Gobiiformes, Gobiidae.